CAAUCCCACGACACGACGACCAGUCUUCCGUUCCAACCUUUUGUCACCGAAUGUCUGAUCAAGCAUCCACCUCUGCUGCCGCUGCCGCUGCUCCGGCUGCUGCUCCGGCUGCCGCCCCCGUCGAAGGCGCGACCCUCGACGAUGCUGUCCAAGCCGACUACGAUGAAGAACUUGCCGGCGCCGAAGAGGAUCCCGAUCUUGAGGCCGUCAAGCAGAAGGUCGCCGAGAUGGAAGAGGAGGCCAAGAAGCUCCGCGAGAUGCAGGCGGAUGUUGAGCGCCAGCUGGGCGUCGCUGGACUGAGUGCUGCGAGCAAGGAGGACAUUGACGCACGAUCCGUCUUUGUGGGCAACGUCGACUACUCGUCCACUCCCGAGGAAGUCCAGGCGCACUUUGCGUCGUGCGGAACCGUCAACCGCGUCACCAUCCUCGUCGACAAGUACACUGGUCAUCCCAAGGGAUUUGCCUACCUCGAGUUUGCCGACAAGGACGCCGUCAACAACGCCAUGAGCCUCAACGACACUGUCUUCCGCGGUCGUCAGCUCAAGGUGACCCCCAAGCGCACCAACGUGCCUUUCAUGAACGCCAUGGGCCGCGCUCGUGGUCGCCGUGCUCGUGGUGGUCCCUUCCCGCCGCCGCAACGCGCUUACAACCCGUAUGGACCAUAUGCUGGCUUCCGUGGUCGCGGAGCUCCCCGACACCGCCGCGCAUCGUACACUCCUUAUUGAAGGGACUGUAAUGCGACAACCAGUGCGGAAAUGGACGCUUGGUUUUUUGGAACAAGAUCCCGCGCGCGACUCGAGCUUCUUUUCUUUCCUCAUUUCAUGAAUCCGCCAUCAUUGGCUCCGUGGUUUGGGGAUGGGGAUGCUGACGUACUCUGGGUAACAAGAUAAAAAAACAAAAAAACAAGCCGUGAAAAUAUUGGUGCAAAAACAAAACAAAAAAAUAUGUGACAAAGAAACUGAAAAUCAAAAUCAAAAGCACGAAAGGAAAAAAAGCAAAAGAAUCACGCACCAAAAGAAAAAGGCAAAAAUCAUGCACCAGGAUCCAACAAGAGGUAAAAAACAAAAAAAGCCAAAAAGCAUCUGGAACACACAAGAGGUCAAAACAAACAACCCAGUACCAGGACCAACCAAGCAUUAACGCAAACGUUGGUAGAGCGCAUAUAUACUGAUAUAUCAUAGCGUCAGGGUUUCGGGCUUCGACGAGGACUAUGCGACAGCGACGACUUUCAUCAUAUUUCCUUCGUGUAGGGCUGUUUGUUUGCUCUUCUCCGUGAAUAGUUUUGCGCAGGCUUUAGCAGCAGCGACGCAAGUGAAUCAGGCUAGGUUAAGGUAACCUUAUUUUGCUAGACAUCCCCGCUCCUCGAGAUUGAUGUCCAGGACCACAUCAUCCGAAAACAGCAGCUCAAAUCGUAAGACUGCAAGGUGGGCUGAUCCUGCAGCCGAGCCCUGUGGAGAUGCUGGCGUGUCCAUCAUUCUGAACUAUAUUCUUUGUGCUAUCAUCUAAGACUUUUCAUACAUCUGCUUUCCUGG
This is a messenger RNA of Capsaspora owczarzaki ATCC 30864, 1532 nucleotides long. RefSeq names its product RNP domain-containing protein. The record is from RefSeq and is a predicted model, not a curated record. The transcript has 5 exons. NCBI's taxonomy places the organism in Eukaryota, Filasterea, Ministeriida, Capsasporidae. The coding region runs from base 51 to 725 and encodes 224 amino acids. Gene Ontology annotation, molecular function: RNA binding.